Manis javanica (Malayan pangolin) is the source of this 5083-nucleotide messenger RNA. The record is from RefSeq and is a predicted model, not a curated record. Lineage: Eukaryota; Metazoa; Chordata; Mammalia; Pholidota; Manidae.
GCGCGAGGCCCCUCCGGAAGGCGCGGGGAAUGGGGAGGACUCCGCCGGGGAGAGCGGGUGUCUCCAAGUGGUGCUAAUGGGAAGACGCUGCUGGUUUCCAAAGAGGAUGCUCUGCCACAAAGAGCGGCCGGCGCGCGGGCCUGGGCUCUAGCGGAGAGACACCCCGGGAGAACUCCAGAGCUCGCGGGGAGCGCUCCUCCGGACCCCGGGGCCAACAUGCCUGUCCGCAGGGGGCAUGUGGCACCCCAGAACACGUUUUUGGGGACCAUCAUUCGGAAAUUUGAAGGGCAAAAUAAAAAAUUUAUCAUCGCAAAUGCCAGAGUGCAAAACUGUGCCAUCAUCUACUGCAACGAUGGGUUCUGUGAGAUGACUGGUUUCUCCAGGCCAGAUGUCAUGCAAAAGCCUUGCACCUGCGACUUUCUCCAUGGGCCUGAGACCAAGAGGCAUGAUAUUGCUCAAAUUGCCCAGGCAUUGCUGGGGUCAGAGGAGAGAAAAGUGGAGGUCACCUACUAUCACAAAAAUGGGUCCACUUUCAUUUGUAAUACUCACAUAAUUCCAGUGAAAAACCAAGAGGGCGUCGCCAUGAUGUUUAUCAUUAAUUUUGAAUAUGUGACAGAUGAGGAAAAUGCUGCCUCCCCAGAAAGAGUAAACCCAAUACUACCAAUCAAAACUGUAAACCGGAAGCUUUUUGGGUUCAAGUUCCCUGGUCUGAGAGUUCUCACUUACAGAAAGCAGUCCUUACCACAAGAAGACCCUGAUGUGGUAGUAAUCGAUUCAUCUAAACACAGCGAUGAUUCAGUAGCCAUGAAGCACUUUAAGUCCCCUACGAAAGAGAGCUGCAGCCCCUCCGAAGCAGAUGAUACAAAAGCUUUGAUACAACCCAGCAAAUGUUCCCCCUUGGUGAAUAUAUCUGGACCUCUUGACCAUUCCUCUCCCAAACGGCAAUGGGACCGACUUUACCCUGACAUGCUGCAGUCAAGUUCCCAGCUGACUCAUUCCAGAUCGAAAGAAAGCAUCUGUAGUAUCCGGAGGGCUUCCUCAGUUCAUGACAUAGAAGGCUUCAGUGUCCACCCCAAGAACGUAUUUAGAGACCGACAUGCCAGUGAAGACAAUGGUCGCAAUGUCAAAGGGCCUUUUAAUCAUAUCAAGUCAAGCCUCCUGGGAUCCACAUCGGAUUCAAACCUCAACAAGUACAGCACCAUUAACAAGAUUCCACAGCUCACUCUGAAUUUUUCAGAUGUCAAAACUGAAAAAAAGAACACAUCCCCUCCUUCUUCAGACAAAACCAUUAUUGCACCCAAGGUUAAAGACCGAACACACAAUGUGACAGAGAAAGUUACACAGGUUCUCUCUUUAGGAGCAGAUGUCCUGCCAGAAUAUAAACUGCAGACGCCGCGCAUCAACAAGUUUACAAUAUUGCACUACAGCCCUUUCAAGGCCGUCUGGGACUGGCUUAUUCUGCUGCUGGUCAUAUACACUGCUAUAUUCACCCCGUACUCGGCGGCCUUCCUCCUCAAUGACAGAGAAGAACAGAAAAGACGCGAAUGUGGCUAUUCUUGCAGCCCUUUGAACGUGGUAGACUUGAUUGUGGAUAUUAUGUUUAUCAUAGAUAUUCUAAUCAACUUCAGAACAACAUAUGUAAAUCAGAACGAAGAGGUGGUAAGUGAUCCAGCCAAAAUAGCAAUACACUACUUCAAAGGCUGGUUCCUGAUUGACAUGGUUGCAGCGAUUCCUUUUGACUUACUGAUUUUUGGAUCUGGUUCUGAUGAGACAACAACAUUAAUUGGUCUUUUGAAGACAGCUCGACUUCUUCGUCUUGUGCGAGUGGCCCGAAAACUUGAUCGCUAUUCGGAAUAUGGUGCUGCUGUUUUAAUGCUCUUAAUGUGCAUAUUUGCCCUGAUUGCUCACUGGCUGGCUUGCAUAUGGUAUGCAAUUGGGAAUGUAGAGAGGCCCUACCUGACUGACAAAAUCGGAUGGUUGGAUUCCUUAGGACAACAAAUUGGGAAACGUUACAAUGACAGUGAUUCAAGUUCUGGACCAUCCAUUAAGGACAAAUAUGUCACAGCACUUUAUUUUACCUUCAGCAGUCUAACCAGUGUAGGAUUCGGGAAUGUGUCUCCUAACACCAAUUCGGAGAAAAUCUUUUCAAUUUGUGUCAUGUUGAUUGGCUCCCUAAUGUACGCAAGCAUUUUUGGGAACGUGUCUGCAAUUAUCCAAAGACUAUAUUCGGGAACUGCCAGGUACCACAUGCAGAUGCUGCGAGUAAAAGAGUUCAUUCGCUUUCACCAAAUCCCCAACCCUCUGAGGCAACGGCUUGAAGAGUACUUCCAGCAUGCGUGGACAUACACCAAUGGCAUUGACAUGAACAUGGUCCUAAAGGGUUUCCCAGAAUGUUUACAAGCUGACAUUUGUCUGCAUCUCAACCAGACUUUGCUGCAAAACUGCAAAGCCUUCCGGGGGGCAAGUAAAGGUUGCCUCCGAGCUUUAGCAAUGAAGUUCAAGACGACCCAUGCACCUCCGGGAGACACCCUGGUUCACUGUGGGGAUGUCCUCACUGCACUUUAUUUCUUAUCCAGAGGCUCCAUCGAAAUCCUCAAAGAUGACAUUGUGGUAGCUAUUCUGGGAAAAAAUGAUAUAUUUGGAGAAAUGGUUCAUCUUUAUGCCAAACCUGGGAAAUCAAAUGCAGACGUAAGAGCUCUCACGUACUGUGACUUGCAUAAGAUCCAGAGAGAAGACUUGUUAGAGGUUUUGGACAUGUAUCCUGAGUUUUCAGAUCACUUUCUCACAAAUUUAGAGUUGACUUUCAACCUAAGGCAUGAGAGUGCAAAGGAGCACCGGCUGUGGGACCUGCUCACAGAUUUUGGCAGAGGAAACAGUACGAAUGGUCCUGAAGACUCCAUAGAUGCUCUAAGACAUUAUCAGAGUUCCCAGAAACACUUUGAAGAGAAAAAAAGCAGAUCUUCAUCUUUCAUCUCAUCCAUUGAUGAUGAACAAAAGCCUCUCUUCUCAGGAGUAGUAGAUUCUCCUCUGGGAAUAGGAAAAGCAACUGGCCUCAAUUUUGAAGAAACAGUGCCCACCUCAGGAAGAAUUCACAUAGAGAAAAGAAGUCGCUCUUGCAAAGAUACUGUUGACGCAAGAAGCUGGGAACAAGAAAAUGUCAGGACUCAGGCUGACGAAUCCAGCCCCUCAGCUCUUCAGCAAGCCGCCUGGGGAAUUUCUGAAACGGAGAGUGACCUCACAUGUGGGGAAGUGGAGCAAAGAUUAGAUUUGCUUCAAGAACAACUCAACAGACUUGAAUCCCAAAUGACAGCUGACAUCCAGACCAUCUUACAGCUGCUGCAGAAACAAACCACCGUGGUCCCCCCAGCCUACAGUAUGGUAACCGCAGGAGCCGAGUACCAGAGACCCGUCCUCCGCCUAAUGAGAACCAGUCAUCCGUCAGCAUCCAUCAAGACCGACCGAAGUUUCCGUCCUUCCUCACAAUGUCCUGAAUUUCUAGACCUUGAAAAAUCUAAACUUAAAUCCAAAGAAUCUCUCUCAAGUGGGGUGCAUCUCAACACAGCUUCGGAAGACAACUUGACUUCACUUUUAAAACAAGACUGUGAUCUCUCUUUAGAGCUUCACCCACGGCAAAGAAAAACUUACCUUCAUCCAGUUAGGCAUCCAUCUUUGACAGAGUCAUCCCUAAGCACUGUAGGAAUCUUGGGUCUUCAUAGGCAUGUUUCUGAUCCUGGUCUUCCAGGGAAAUAAUUAUUUUGUACUAUUUACUCCACAUACAAUGUAAGUGCUUUUAAUGGCUGUUUUCCUUUUUGUAUUUCAAUCCUCUCUACUUGACUCAGGGGCUCACAAGGUACCAUUAUAUGCAAAAGUACUGUAUAUUUUCCUAAACUGAAGCUUGUAAGGUAAAAUUGAGCAGUUAGGUUGUAAAUAUACAUAUGAAUUCUUCUGUUCCAAAUGUUACAACUGCCAGCAUCUCAAGGCACCUAUUUUUUAUUUUUAUUUUUUAAAUCAUGUGCAUGUUAGGAAACUCCACUUUCUCUUGCAUGGAGACUCCUAUUUAUUGCUUUUACUAAAUCAGUACUUUGUUAUGAAAAUGCCUUCCACACAAGUAAGAAACCAAGGGAUAAACUGUUCAUGGAUGAAACUCAGAUGAUUCUCAAGUUCAAGGGAGAGAAAGGGAACUCAGUCACUUUUGAGAACAGAUACCCUUCUCCAUCAAGAUGUUUAUAAUUAAUUACAUCCAUGCCACCACACUGAAAAAAAAAUACACUUUUAGAGUUACAAAUCUCUGACAAUAUAGAAAGCUAUCUCCAGAUGCAUGAACACAGAACCAGCUCUAAUGGAAUGGAGACAAAAAGGCCUAUUUUAAAUUCUGUCUAUAACCGCCCUCACAAACUACCUAAAAUAUUUUCCACUGGCAAUUUCCUCGAAUGCUUAGAAACCAGUUUCUCUAAUUUUUCUUUUUAGGGGGAGGUGGGCAGGAAGGAAGUCUCCUUAAGAACUGUGAAUGUGUGAUUGACACAAAGUAGUAUCUUCAGCUUUCUCCUGGCUCAUUUUUAGAUUAAUCCUGAAUUUGAUCAAAAGACUGGAUGCACAUAGUUUUCUUUUCAAAAAAUAUGCAGUCUGAGUGAGUCUGCAUGGCAAUACCAGCUUCCAUUAAGUCUAUGUUGUUCUAUGGCUUUCUAAUCCCAGCUAUGGAGAAAACAAUGGCAUUUGCCUGCCUAUACAGAACAUGCACACACCAGCAGUGAAGUUUUGUUUGGCUAUUCAGACACGUUUGCUAAUUGAAGAUUAAAUAAAAAUCUGUUAUAUAGAGAUUGUGCUGAAUAUGUAUCAACCCCAGAAUAUCAAACAUACAAUGGAAUAUAUUUUAAUAUAUUCAACUGUUUGGUUUUGGGGGUGGGGUGGGGUAUAUGCCUCUCAAAAUCAGGGUACAGAAAAAAUUGCAACUUAUUUUAUGAUUCUGAUUAGUCAAUUCUAGUUAUAAAGUUUUAUUUUACAAUUCAUUUGAGUACAGUUUUAAACUUAUUAUGGACUGAUCCUUUAUAGCCUUUCCCUCUGAACAAUAUUUUGAAAUUCUUUG